AGGCACGUGUUUAAUCCUUACAAGCCAGGUACUCAUCAUCGGAGGCUGCGGAAUGUCAUUUAUGUCAGCCUUUGUUCACUGUUAUCAGCACAACAUAAACGAAGUCGGGGCAAGGUAUUCUCUCAUCGUGCUCUCUGGUGUAACAAGCACAGCCAUCUGCUUUGGCCAUAUCGCCGGCAUACUGUUCGACACGUACAUCAUGGAAGGUCAUCCGUAUGUGCAAGGUGUCCAUUCGUUGCUGAAGAUGCAGCUUCUUGUGGCCGUGCUUUUAUGUACUAUGGCAGUCUACUGCAAGAUGAACCCUCGUCCUGUGGCGAGGAUGGGAUACCUGAAUCCGAACGGCUCACUACGGCUUUGAUCUGCACAAAGUGUAGCAUUCAUUCAGUAAGGUUUUCUAUUUCUAUUUGAUCUGACGGAUAAUAAAUGCGCUGGCAGCACUCUAUAGUAGACAUUGAAA
This is a messenger RNA of Rhipicephalus microplus (southern cattle tick), 457 nucleotides long. RefSeq lists its product as uncharacterized. Lineage: Eukaryota; Metazoa; Arthropoda; Arachnida; Ixodida; Ixodidae. The record is from RefSeq and is a predicted model, not a curated record.